AUGGCGGCGGAGCGGGACGAGGAGCGGGACGGGCACCGAGCGCUCGGCCCGGGCACGGCCGGGGGGUCCCGGCGCUCCGCUCCGUUCGCCCCUGGGCAGGGGGUCAAGGAGAACGCCCGGCGCCGCUUGAGGGAGUUCGAUGUGCGGGACAGGUUCUCCCGCCUGCCGCUGCCCAAAGCCGCCGUGCUGCUGCCGCUGAUGGUGCGGGAGGGGCGGCUGCACCUGCUGCUCACUGUGCGCUCCAUGCAGCUGAGAAGAUCACCGGGGCAAGUGUGUUUUCCAGGAGGUAAAAGUGAAGCCAGUGAUAAAGAUGAAAUUGAUACUGCUCUCCGAGAAGCUAAAGAAGAAGUGGGACUCCAGCCAGAGAAGGUGGAAGUGAUCUGUAGGCUGGUGCCUGGAAUUGAUAAGAUGAAUCAUUUGGUGACACCAGUUGUAGGAUUUAUAGAGGAUGCAUUCCAGGCCACUCCUAACCCAGAUGAAGUGAGCGAGGUUUUUUUUGUGCCUUUGGAGUACUUCAUCAAGCCCUUAAAGUACAAGGCCUUGUCCUAUAAAACCUCAUCAGGUUCCUUAACUCUGAUGCACUGCUUUAUAUAUUAUGACCAGGAACAUAAAAAGUCAUUCAAGAUAUGGGGACUUACUGCACACUUUGCUGUAUUUCUUGCUCUUGUAAUUUUUGGAGAGAGACCUACCUUUGAAGUGGAUUAUGACCUUGACAACUUGAUUUCAUCCUCCGAGAAUUACUUUAUUAAUCUGUAUGCUUCUAUAUAUGAAAGAAAGAAGAGUAAUCUAUGACAAACUGGUCUGGCAAUCAGUUUAUACUGAAGGAGGAAAAAGGGUUUUGUUUAUUCCCACUGUACCUGUUAUUUGUUUGAAAGUUACACUUGAAUUUUUUUCUGAAUCGGGAACUUCUUAAAGCUUAUUUCUAACUAAUGUUUUUCAGUUGACUAGAUUAACAUAAUUUUUAAUCUCUUUUAAAGUUGCCAGAAGCACACAGCAUUUUUGAUGAAACACAGUUCUGGAAGGUCUGUUUCAGUUCCUGCCUCUGUUUUGUGUGAUCGGAGAUACUUUCUAUGGUUUGCCUUCUGUAUAAUGAGAUGAUACUAUUGUAUCUAAUUUGUGUCUCUUUGAGUUGGAAUAUGAAAGCUUUGGGGGGUCUGCCUGUCUUUAUAUAUGUGGCAAACUACGUAUGGACAACACAAUGGAUACAGUCUGAUGUGGUGUCUUUAAGCACUUACAAAACGCACAAUAAAAAUAUUAAAAGUGU
Molecule: messenger RNA, 1264 nt
Organism: Pipra filicauda (Wire-tailed manakin)
Lineage: Eukaryota; Metazoa; Chordata; Aves; Passeriformes; Pipridae
Gene: NUDT7
Product: nudix hydrolase 7
Exons: 3
Coding region: 1-792 (263 amino acids)
Biological process (GO): nucleoside diphosphate metabolic process; coenzyme A catabolic process
Molecular function (GO): magnesium ion binding; coenzyme A diphosphatase activity; acetyl-CoA hydrolase activity
Source: RefSeq, a predicted model, not a curated record